This is a messenger RNA of Caenorhabditis briggsae, 891 nucleotides long. Bases 1 to 891 code for a protein of 296 amino acids. NCBI's taxonomy places the organism in Eukaryota, Metazoa, Nematoda, Chromadorea, Rhabditida, Rhabditidae. The transcript is spliced from 6 exons. The record is from RefSeq and is a predicted model, not a curated record.
AUGAAACGAAUUCAAGAAAUCCAACAAAGUUUGGAACAGCUUGCAGUGAUGGAUGAACACCUGGAGAAUUGUGAAGAAUGGAAUUUCGUGGCGCAGGAAAUCGUCAAAAAAUUGAGCACAAUCAAGAAAGAAGUUGAGAGAAGUGUUGCUCCAACACCGAUUCUCCUAACACCUCCCGGCUCUUGUGGAACUGGAAGUAUUUAUUCCGACACCUCAUCAGCAGUUGACAACAACGUUUACACAGAAGCCGUCGAAGCUUACGAUCAACAGAUCUAUUCCAGAUGUGUUCGAUUGGUGGAAAGUGCCAACAGAGAGUCACCAGUAGACAUGUGCCUCAUCUCUCUUGCCCAUCAUUCAUAUGCCGAAAUGGUAAACGCUGCGAGUGGAUCGGAUGAUUCAAUGAAGUUCGCAAAAUGGUGGGCAGAGUUUUUGGAUUCAGUUGAAGCCGGAAGAGGACACAGUGAAAAGAUAGAAUUAUUGGAUUAUGAAGCAGUGGCUUAUGAGAAAAUUGUCAGAUUAGGAGGCACUUCUGAUAUGGAGAAAUUGAUUGAAAUGGUGACACUUCUGAAUCGUCCGUAUCACAUUUUGUCCCUACAAAAACUGUUCCGUCUUGCAAAUGUUAUCAGUUCGGAAAUGGAUUAUGAAUCAGAAUCGUUUUCGCACGCGAAAACAGUGGUUUUUAAUGGAAUACAGAACGUCAUCAGAGACAGAAAAAAGUUUUCACAGCUUGGAAAAUUUAAUGAUCACAAUAUGAAAAUGUGUGAUGAGCUACUCGAUCAGAUAUUUGAAUGUGAAUUCGUGAAGAAUGAUGAAAACGCUUCGUCUUGCCGAUUGAUGACUCUGUCGCCUGUUCCAGUUAAUAGACAAAAUAAUAUUGUCAUGAGACUGUGA